Messenger RNA from Condylura cristata (star-nosed mole), 4203 nucleotides. RefSeq names its product family with sequence similarity 89, member A (gene FAM89A). The transcript is spliced from 2 exons. Lineage: Eukaryota; Metazoa; Chordata; Mammalia; Eulipotyphla; Talpidae. The record is from RefSeq and is a predicted model, not a curated record. The annotation marks the transcript as partial.
GGCGGCGGUGCGUCUGGGGGUUGGCGGCACCUGGAGCGGCUGUACGCGCAGAAGUCGCGCAUCCAGGACGAGUUGAGCCGUGGGGGUGCGAGCGGCGGCGGGGCCCGGGGCGCGGCACUGCCCCCCAAGCCUCCCAACCUGGACGCUGCGCUGGCCCUACUCCGCAAAGAGAUGGUUGGCCUUCGACAGCUGGACAUGUCCUUGCUGUGCCAGCUCUACAGCCUUUACGAGUCCAUUCAGGAGUACAAGGGAGCAUGCCAGGCAGCAUCCAGCCCCGACUGCUCUUCUGCUCUGGAGAACGGCUUCUUUGAUGAGGAGGAGGAGUACUUCCUGCAGCAGAAUGCCCUGCCUGACGUGCGGGAACUGGGCCCCCCACGGGACCUGUCACUGUCCAUCUCCCCCCUCUCCAGCAGUGAUUGGAUCCUGGAGUCCAUCUAGAGGGUCUCAGGAGAGAGGCACUAUAGGGCACGCCCUGAGAACAGACACACUGUGGACAUUAGCUUUUCCUCUUGUGAGAAAACGCCUCUGCCUUCCUCAGUGGGCCAUUCUCAGCCAAGUGGUACCAGUGCCACUCUGGUUUAGUUUGUAGGAGAUCUAGCUCAUGGCAUUCUCUCUAAAUGACCGCUGGUUCUGCCGGAGUGAUCCCGAGGUGCUCAGUGAUGUCCUUGACACUAAUCCUGGAGCACGCCAAUCCUGAAUUUGCCAUGAAAGCGUAACAAGAAGAUCCCCGAAGAGACCUUGGCAGGGAUUUCAUGCUAGACUCUUUGUGGUCACUGCCUUGCAGCUCGUGGUAGAUGAUUUGCGCGCUCUUUGCAGAAUGUGCAACGAGAACAUUUCAUUGCCUGCCCUUCCUCAAUGUGUUUGUUCCGCAGCCAUUCUUGCUGUUUCCUGAGCGUUUCCAGCCUCUUGGUUGAGCUUUAUUUAUUUGUCAGCUGCAUUACUAGCUGUCCAGGUGGCUCAGUGAAAGCUUUUUACUGAGAAAACAUUUCACGUCACACCAAUCAGCUGCUUUCUAUUAAUCUCGCAAAAGAAAUUUAUAAUGUUCUUUGUCCAUCAGGAAGAGAAAAGAUAAUACGAAGAUGUGUUGAGUAGCAGAGAGUACAGCUGGCACAAGCUAAUGUUUUGUAUCAUUCACUGUGCGAUUGCAAGCAUUUUUGUUUUUAAAGAUUCUGAAUGUAAACCAGUGUUAAAAACUACCCCCACCCUUCACUCAAAAUAGUGAUCACCUUAAGCCUUAUAUAUUUAUUAAAAUACUUUGUGAACACUUUACACUGUGCAGGCUUAAAAUGAGGAUAAAAUACUAAACUCAGUAGUUGUAUAAUACUUUGAAUUCAGCAUCUUCAGCUUUUAUAACUUUAUGUACUGAAUCUAAUCAAACACUGAAACAAAAUUUGCUGCCACUAUGCAUUUGAAAGCAGCUUUAUUCCUGCUGGCUUACACUUGGGGUUUUCUGAGCCACAGUAGACCAACUUUCAGGGUGCUUGGUGCUGUUGGCUCUGAUGCUCUAAGCCCCGCUCCCCUUUCUUGUGCUGUGACAGUUCCAUAUUAGUGCCUCUUUUGGGACAGCAAGAGGAAGUAAAAUUGAUCAUUAUGAGCCAGCAUGUGGACAACCUAUUAUGUACACAAUCCUGUUUCAGGAACUGGGGUGAAGUACAGAGAAGGAAGAGCUUUUCCGGCAUAUAUCCUGUGUUGAAUGUGGUAAAGUGAGGAGUGGCAAUAAAUUGCCUUCAACAUAGGACAUAACUGUUAAGUGGGAGCAAAAACACUGCAGAGGGGGCAAGAAAAUUGCAAGUGAUAAAAGCAGGUGACAUCUGUGAAGAUGUCUGUGAGGCUGGGCCCCUAUAACAUGAUGAGUGAGGUUUACAGGUUUGUUGUUUUCAGCUGUGAGCAUGUUAGAGUUGCUUGGGGAGAUUCUAGAAAAUUGCUGAGCCUAGCUCAGUCUUCACCUUCCACCCUCCUGAUUUAAUUUGUAAGAAAUGAGGCCUGGGCAUCUCCAUAUGACUCUAGGAAUCCUCCAGAUUAUCCUAAUACAGAUGUAGUUUGUAGCUAGUGUUCAAAAUGUCGUCAUGGAGUGGGCAUCACCAAAAACAUGUUAGAGACACAAAAUCAAAUACCCAGCUUACAUCAGGCCCUGCCUCUUCACAAGACACCCCCAAUGGUUCCAUUGUUCGGUGGUUGGGAAAUGCAGCUUAGUGUCACCAGCACCACUAAACAAGAGUCUGCUGUCCCAGGGCCCAGCCAAGGAUGGGGAGACCAGGCCUCAUAGGAUGGGCCUGCCAUGACCAGGGAGGGAUGCUUGCAGGUCCGGGGCUGACUGGGGGUGCCCUCUAGUUAAGAUUUCCUGCUUUUCCUGGGUCUGCUGCCCCUGGGCUCUUCUGGAACUUAGUGGUUCACCAUGCCUUGAGUUUUGGUGUUUUGUCAUUGCAGGAUCAUCUGUCAGAGUUAGAAGUGGAAUGAACCACGGCAAAGUGAGGGGUUUCCCUUACUGCUGGGAAGGGUUAGCACAUUCCUCACUCCUGCAGUGAAGUGGCAUAUAUACAUAAACCAUUGCAGUUUUUAAUAAUCUAUCUGAAAUAUACUUUAUCUCAAACAUUCUUUUGCUUUAAACAUAGUGUACUGUUGUAGAUAUGGCUUGACAAAGAAUAUUAAAAUUUAGUGAACCAUAAAAUGUUUUCUAAUAUAUCUUCCUUAUGAAGGUUCCACAGAUGAUUAGAAAAUAAAUUCACCUCUGUCCUUUAUUGCUACCUGGCAUAACUCAUUACCAUUGAGUUUGGAGUGGGUCUGUCUCGCUAUUCAGUGACCUCCUGAGUAUCCAGUGGGUGGUCAGGAUGUCCAGCAUUAGCUGAUGAAAGUUAAAGACUGAUCUUCUGUGUGGCCAGCCAUGCACCAGGGAACAACCUUCCUGUGUCUUUCUCAGCUGAUGUGUGGUGAACCCAGAAUUGUUGAUCAUUAAAUCUUCCUGUUCACAAAUGAUAGAUUUCUUCUGUCUCCAGUGGAACUUACAGUCAAUGGCCUGCGGUGAUGUCUUUCACUUGACAUUUAUUUAGUACUUUUCUGGGUCACUUUGAGCUGGGCAUAGAUGAGUAAUGGAAGAGCCUCUGGCAGAUGCGGCAGAGAGGAAGGAUUAAGACUGAGGACGUGAGACUGAGUCCUGGGAGGGAAUUCAACAAGUACUUGAGGAUGUUGAUGGAGAGACCAUCUGAGCUAGCUCUGAAGGGUAGGCCAGUUAACUUUAAGGAGAGAGUGAAAAGGCAGAUGGAGUGACCAAGUCCUCAGAAACAUGUACUGUGAGUGUAGUAUGCUUUCUGUAAUUAAAACUGGCUACGUGAUUUGCUGGAGGUCAAGGCUGAAGAGCAGCAGAGUUGCAGUUCUCCGAUGCCACGUUGGUCCUCUGCCUAGGGAACAAGGGAUGAGGUGAACCCUUGGGAUUACCUGAUACAGCCCCUUAACCUUACAUUGCUGUGCUUUAUGAAUUAGUGCCUCAUUGUGUAGCAUUUCCUAUUGGCUCUUGUUCUGACUUUUUACAGGUAUCACUUCUUUCCGAGCCUGUGAUUAUAAACAUGCGAAGUCCGGGGUUGGGGUAGAAAGACUUCAGAGCAGCCAUCAUCUCUUCACUGUGGUCAAUUCAACUUCAUUUUCCUGCCCAGAGAAAACUUGCUGACUAUAAAAGCCCAAACCUGUCCAGUCUUUUCUUUAUGGGAGGUUUUACUUGGAGUUCAGAGAGAUGGAUGUGAGUUUAUUGUCUAUGGAGGUGUUCGAGUUUGUGUCACAAACGCAUGUGUCACUGAAGGUGAAUCAGUGUUUCUUGGGUGAAAAUGCUGCGGAAGCAUGUGGGUGUUCCAACCACUGAGCAUGGCCUUUGGAGAAGUGUCAGUUGCCUGCUCAAUGGGAUUGUUCUCACCCACUGAAAUAGGCUACUACCUUUCCACCUCACUUCUCUGGCUGCCGGUCAACUGAGGACAGGUCUCUAGACACUGCUUCCCUUGCUUAGUAUUCACAGAAUAUUGAGCAACUACUAUAAACUACAUGGAAAAAGCAUUAUCAGCAAGAUGAAAGUGUGAAAUAAAGAUAAAGAAGAGCUACGGUUCUAGAGAGGAGAGGCUAAGGGCAAAUGCCAACUAGAGAAUUCAGUUUUGCUGACCUUAAGCAGAAGUUCCAAGUUCUAAGAUGCCCUCUCUCCGCUUCCCAUUCCACCUCUAGGAC